Molecule: messenger RNA, 1448 nt
Organism: Papilio machaon (common yellow swallowtail)
Lineage: Eukaryota; Metazoa; Arthropoda; Insecta; Lepidoptera; Papilionidae
Gene: myo
Product: growth/differentiation factor 8
Exons: 3
Biological process (GO): SMAD protein signal transduction
Cellular component (GO): extracellular region
Molecular function (GO): cytokine activity; growth factor activity
Source: RefSeq, a predicted model, not a curated record
UUGAUCACUUAUACGCGGCGCCACAGUCACUUCAAAGGUCUGAAAGUAAUCAACUUCAGGUUCACAAGUAAGGUUCUACAGAAUGAAGUAGACGAGGCGUUCCUCAACAUCCACGUCCAGGAGUUGGAGCAGAGGCUGAACGUGACCUUGGGUCCAGAGGAAUUCUUCUCAAUAGGGUUACAAGUGAAUAGGGUUACGAGAAACAGUCAAGGUAGUAAAGCUUCUGUGCCUUACAUGGAGACCUCAAUAAAGAUGUCCAGGAAAGAACUGAAAAUUGGAAGAUGGGUCAAGCUGAAUGUGACCAAUAUGGUGGCGGAAUUCUUCAGGCUGCCAAGGGAGAACCUAGCAAUAGUUGUGAGAGUACAAGACUCGAAGAAUAGGGUGAGCUUGGUGGUACCACAUCCGAGCUCUGAAUCAAAUAAUGCUUUGAUGCCAUAUAUAGAAGUAAGUCUUAGAGACAAUUCACACAAACGGACGAGAAGAACGAUUGGCAUGGAUUGCACAGAGAAUUCUAAAGAAGUCCGUUGCUGUCGAUAUCCAUUGUCGGUUAACUUCGAGGAGUUCGGGUGGGACUGGAUAAUAGCUCCUAAGCAGUAUGAUGCUAAUUAUUGCAGUGGUGAAUGCCCUUACAGUUUUCUUCAAAAGUAUCCGCAUACACAUUUAGUCCAUUUAGUAACGCCUCAAGGCAGCGGUGGACCUUGCUGUGCCCCUCGCAAGAUGAGCAGCAUAUCUAUGUUAUAUUUCGAUGACGAUCUUAACAUAAUCUAUGGUACGAUACCUGGCAUGGUCGUCGAAAGCUGUGGAUGCUCAUAGCACCUCUACAUAAAUUGCUUCAAGUGGCUAAGAUUAAAAAAAAAAAUUAAAACAAAUUCCGUAUCUGUCAGUGUACCUAAUUACGAGAUUAUUUAUUUUUAUGUGUAGUCUGUCCAGUUUGUCAAAAACAAAAUGGUUGACUUUAGGCGCUAAAAGUGACAUAACCUCAAUUCCAAAAAUUGCGAUUAUUUGGCGACUUUUUUUUUUAAUUUAAUGGUAUUAUUUUCAUCUAUUUUUAUUAAAUGAACAAAAAAAUAAUUUGUACACGUAAUUUGAGUUAUUAGUCGGUUAAAAAGAAUAAAAUAUAUGUAAAGUUUCGGCGAUAACGGUGUUAGCCAUUUGAAGCGUAGUGUUGUGUAUUGCUAAUGUUUAGCUGAAGACUGCGAACCCUAGUGAUGUGUGCCGUGAGUGUAUAUUUUAAACAUUUUAUAAAUUUAGAUAUAAACAACCCUAAUUCUGUAGUUUUAAGACAAUCGAUAAGUUGUACGACUGUUUAAAAUUUACAGAAUAAGUGGUAUUUUAAGGUUAUGACAAUAUAAUUUAUCCCUUCACUUCAAUGUAAGGUACUUAUUUACUAUUUCAAUACCUUACCCAUAAUUUUCAGUUUCUUUUUACGCAUCGUUAGAUUUCAGAGG